GACUGAAGGGUUUAUAAGCCCACCAGGAGCUGCAGUUUCAGCAGCAGCAGCCUCACCGGGCCGUGAACAAUACUCGGAAGAGACUAGGAGAUAAACUAAAGACCAACCGUCCGUGUGAAAUCCUGCAAACAAGUUCAGGCACCCAACGGCGACACAAUGAAAGUGGCUGUUGUCUUUGUUCUGCUCUUCGCCGCAGUUCUCUGCAGGCCGGCGAGAAAAGUGUCUGACAGCAGUUCUGACAGCUCUGAGGAAGUGGUGAGACGACCAGCACCUCCAGCCGUUAGAAAACAGGCAGUGGUGGCUGCCAAGCAUCGGGCCAAACCUGUGCAGAACGUUGUAGCAGCAGCAGCAGCAGCGGGAUCAGACGAGAGCUCAGAGACUUCAGAGGAGAACCAGGGUGUGGCUGUGGAAAAAGCAACAGUCGAGUUCAAAGCUGCUGGGGUAGACACAAACGCCGCUCCGGUCUCUGACAAAGGCACGAACAGCCAAGACAGCGACGAUGAUGAUGAUGAUGAAGCAGAGGAGAGUGAAGCCGAGGAAGAGGAAGACGAGUCAGACUCUGACUCGGAGUCGGGUGAGUCCUCCACCCCCGCUCCCGGUACAGUCAGCCCUGUCGUCGUCACCGUGGAGCCUUUACCUGGAACCACGGUGGACACCAUCUUGCCCACCAUUGUCACGGACCCUGAUGCAGGCCGCGGUGACAAUCUGGGAGGAUACCCCGGCGACUACAAAUCUAUCGUCUAUGUGGAGGAGAAGACCUACCACAAGAUGUCUGGUCCUUACAAGUCCUACGAGUUUGUUGACAGUGGAAAGAAGACGGGCUAUGACAUGACAGAUGGUAACGAGGUGGAGAAGUCACCAAAGGUGUACAAGGUACAGGCUUUUCACACCCAAUCCCAACUCUUGGAGGAGGACACCAGCACCCCGGAGGUGGAGACCCAAAGCCUUGAUGUGUCCUCAGGCACAUCCCAGGAUCAGGACAUCAGCCACCGCCAGGCCUCCCUUCCAGAGGAGGCCAGCACCACCUCAGAGAGUGACAGCAGCAGCACUCCGGAGGAAGAGGGGGAGGAGAGUGCCAGCUCCACCAGCAGCAGCGCUAGCGCAGAGUCCGACGACGAGGAGAGCCAGAGCAAUGAGGAGACGACGGCCACGCCCGGAGCUGCUGACAGCGACUCAGACGAGAGUGAAAGCAGCGAGGGUGACUCAAACGAGGAGGGCGAAGGACCCGACGCCACGGCCGACAUGCCAGCAGUCCUCACAGCCAAAUAAACCACAGAGGGGGCAGAGCCUCAUCCCAGUGCAAAGACCUCCCCCCUCUCCUGAGGCCACUCCCACUGCAGGGUCAAACAGGGAAACCUAGACUCGUGAAUAUUAAUACUAACCGUCACCAUUUUGCUGAUUAUUUCUGCUCUUCUUUAGAAAUCUGAUGUUUUUGUUGUGGUUUAUUUAAAUGAAGCCAUGAAUGCUGCAUCCGUUCAUUAGAGCUAAUAAAUCUAAAGUGUGGUCUAGAGUUUCAUGUGGUGUUGAUAAUGAUGGCUGCUUCCUGAGGUUACCUGACCAUGCUGUCGUUGUCCUCCUGUUUUCUGCAGCGGCAAAACGUCCAACCUGAAAAAGAAAACACGCAAACUUUAGUUUCCCAACGACUCUAAAACGGCCACCCACGCCCGGUCGUUUUGGUGCUUCUGCAAUCAAAUAAAACACUUGCAAUAAUUCUGAGUAUAAAACAAGUAAAACUUGAAUUUAAAGCCUCACAUUCUGUUCCUGUAAGGCAAAGCCUCCGAGCUCGCUCGUGACUAGCUUUACUGGUGUAGGUGUAAACAAACAAACAAUCAUUACUGUUGAGGGCUCUACUCCUUCAUCAGUCCUGUAAACACACGGUCCUGUUCAUUUGCACAGUUUCUACCUUCACCACGUGUUUCUCCCAUGUUGUUUACAGUCAUGUGUAUCAUAAUGUACCAUUUCAAAAAUAUGAAUAAAGUUCUUUUUCAUAGAAAAACAAA
Molecule: messenger RNA, 2000 nt
Organism: Nothobranchius furzeri (turquoise killifish)
Lineage: Eukaryota; Metazoa; Chordata; Actinopteri; Cyprinodontiformes; Nothobranchiidae
Gene: spp1
Product: secreted phosphoprotein 1
Biological process (GO): cell adhesion; ossification
Source: RefSeq, a predicted model, not a curated record